Molecule: messenger RNA, 459 nt
Organism: Exophiala oligosperma
Lineage: Eukaryota; Fungi; Ascomycota; Eurotiomycetes; Chaetothyriales; Herpotrichiellaceae
Exons: 2
Coding region: 1-459 (152 amino acids)
Source: RefSeq, a predicted model, not a curated record
AUGGGCCACGAUUCGAGAUCAACUACUCUGGAGCGCCACUACCUUGAGUUCGCAUGUUUGAGGAACCUGGUGGGAAUUGGCCUUGGAGAAGGCAACGAAGGCCAAAAGACUGAACUCACUGCCGAAGCCCGUUAUCAGUCUAUGAAUCGGCUGUCACAGCGACAACAGGACAGAGCCACAAAACCGGCACUAAUAAAUUCGCCGACACCGGCUUCCCGGUUCGAAGGCUCGCUGAGUAUCAGGGUGCUGGAAAACCGGCUGAGGAUCCAUCUGUGUGGUUCAAUAAACGCCCUCGCCGCAUACAAGACAAGCGUGAAACAGUUCGCAUACGACAGACUAAGGAUCAUCGUUCAGGAGUCCAAGGAGAAUAAGAAGAAGGAAGCGGCGAUGCAGAAGCUUAAUGAGACAAUGAACAAGUUCUCCUCUCCCCGAAAGGGUCACAAGAGGGCCAAGAAAUGA